AUGACUAAUGGGAAUUUACCCAUACCUAAAAAAUCAUCAUCAGCAGUAAACUCAACUACAACAACAAGAUCUUCCAAUACUUUUAUUGAUGCUGCUAUUAUAUCGAUUGUAGUAAGACUUUUACAAGUUGGUAUAUCAUUUAUUUUAAGUUUAAUAGUUCCAUUUCCUGAAUCAUUAUCAAUUCCAUCCGAUUCAGACUUUUAUCGAGCCAUUAAUAAUCAAUCAACUACCACCUCCACCACCACCACCACCGCAAGAACAACAAAAUCAAAUAAAUCAAAUAAAAGAAAGAAACAAAAUUUAAAUUUAUUUCCUUCAAUUCAAAAUCAAGAAGUUAAACAACUUGAACAAUUUGUAGAAGAAGAAUUUAGUGAUGAAGAAAUUACUAUACCUCAACCAUGUUCAACUGGAUUAACCACAAGAUUAUUACCUUUUAAAAAUGAAAAGGGAGAAAUUGAAUGGGCAUUUACUGAAGAUGUAGUACCAGGAAAUGAAUUAGAAGCUUUUAAAAUUAAUAAUUUUAAUAAGCAAACUAAACAACAAUUACCGGAAGAAAUUAAAAUUAAAAAAGAUGAAGAAGAAGUAAAUUUAUCACCAACUGUAUCAAAUUCUUCAAAUAAUGAAUCAAUUUUAUCUAAUUCUAAAAAGGAUAAUCAAUUAAAUUCAGUUUCAACUCCAUUAACUUCUCAUCAUUCUUCACCUUUUACUCCCGAUAAAAAAUUAUUAUCUCAUUCAUCAUCUUCAGAAAAUCUUGCUGAUGAAGAUUCAGAAGAAUUAGAUGAUGAAGCUGAAGGUCAAGUUGAUGGAGAUGAUGAAAAUAAAACUCAUCAAUGUCCUCAUUGUGAAGCAGUAUUUAAAAUUAGAGGUUAUUUAACUCGUCAUUUAAAGAAACAUGCUAUUAAAAAGGCUUAUUCAUGUCCUUUUCAUAGUUUUAGUAUUUAUAUUGAUGAAAAUAAUAUUACUCAUAAAUGUCAUCCAAAUGGAGGAUUUUCAAGAAGAGAUACUUAUAAAACUCAUUUAAAAUCAAGACACUUUAAAUAUCCAAAAGGAGUUAAAACAAAGGAUAGAUCAAGUUCUGGAGGAAGUUGUUCAAUGUGUGGAGAAUAUUUUCCUAAUGCAGAAAUUUGGUGUGAAUUACACGUUGAAGGAGGUGAAUGUAGUUAUUUACCAGCUGGAUUUAAAGGUAAAUCAAGAAUUAAAAAUAAAUUAAAGAAGAGAUUAUCUAAAAAGCAACAAAAGGAAUUAGAUGCAUCUAAUUUAACUAAUCAAGUAUUACAUUCAACUUAUAUUGCCGGAAGUAUUGAUCCAACAACAAAUACAAUUAUUGGAAAUCCAACUUUACCUGAAGUUGUAUCAACUCCAUUUGUUGAUACUCCUCAUUCUUCAUCAGGAACUCCAGGUGGUCCAUCUAAUUUACCUUAUGAAUAUCAUAGUCAAAGAUCUCAAUCACCAGUUCCUUCAUUAACAUCAUCAAUAAGUAAUUAUCAUAGUUCAGGAAAUUUAACUGCAACUAAUUCAAUAAUUAAUGGUAAUACUCCAGUAUCAACUAAAUCUCCUAUAAAUUAUUCACAAAUAUUACAAGCACAAGUUCAAAAUCAACAAUAUCCAAGAAUUUCAAAUACUCCAAUAUUUGAACAAUUUGAACGUCCUAUAAGACCUAAUCAAAAGAAAGUUGAAGAUUAUGAUGAUGAAUAUUGUUUAGAUAUUGAUCAAUUAAAUAAUGCCACAUUUAAUAAUUAUAAUGAAAUUCUUCAUUAUUUUAAGAACUCUCAACCACAACCACAAUCACAAUCGCAACCAUCUCAAGAAAGUUAUUCACAUUCUUAUAAUCCUCAAGUAUCACAUUUUAAACAUCAUCCUCAUCAACAACAUCAACAACAAAUGUUCUUCAAUAAUGGAUUUUCUCAAUAA
This is a messenger RNA of Scheffersomyces amazonensis, 1911 nucleotides long. It is a transcript of the gene STP2, whose product is annotated as Stp2p. Lineage: Eukaryota; Fungi; Ascomycota; Pichiomycetes; Serinales; Debaryomycetaceae. The transcript has a single exon. The record is from RefSeq and is a predicted model, not a curated record. The coding region runs from base 1 to 1911 and encodes 636 amino acids.